Sphaerodactylus townsendi is the source of this 2460-nucleotide messenger RNA. RefSeq names its product transmembrane serine protease 13 (gene TMPRSS13). The record is from RefSeq and is a predicted model, not a curated record. Gene Ontology annotation, cellular component: membrane. The transcript has 13 exons. Gene Ontology annotation, molecular function: protein binding; serine-type endopeptidase activity. The coding region runs from base 382 to 1599 and encodes 405 amino acids. Gene Ontology annotation, biological process: proteolysis. NCBI's taxonomy places the organism in Eukaryota, Metazoa, Chordata, Lepidosauria, Squamata, Sphaerodactylidae.
CAGCAGAGCUGGCUCCUGGCUCAUCGGGGAGCAAGAGCUGUACUUGUCUGCACAGGCCAGAGAGGAGCUGAGUGGCAGAGAGGCCAUUUCCCCCAAGGCUCAGGACACUUGAAGGACAACAUCCACCAUCUUGCUCCCAGUGUCCUAUAGAGAGAAGCUCGAAGCAGACUGGAGUUUCUGGAAAGCCUACCCACCCAAAAUUGUGACUCCCACCCCUGCCCCCCAGUCCCCCCAGCCUUCCCACCAAGACACUCCUUAGAGGCUGUCCAAGGAGUCGCCUUCAGACCCUGCGCUCUGGAUUCUGGCCGGGACCCUCUGCCUGCUGUGGCUCGUGGAAUCUCAACAGCAUCCUCGGCCACCACCUUCAAGGCGUCUUGGGGCAUGGGCCAGAAGAAAGCGGCCCUCAUCCUGUGCCUCGUGGUCCUCAUCGUCCUGCUGAUUGGCCUCAUCCUCUUGUUCUUGUUCUGGAGGUCCAGCACAGGCAUCGUGUACAAGGAGCCGGAGGAGAGCUGCGGGGACCGUGCAGUGCGCUGCGAUGGGAUUUACGACUGUUCCCAGCGGAGUGACGAACUGGACUGCGUCCGCUUUGGCUGGAACCAGUCACUGCUGCACGUCUACUCCAGCACCGAGAAGCAGUGGCUGCCCAUCUGCAGCAGCGCCUGGAAUGAGACCUUCUCCACUAAGACCUGCCAACAGCUGGGAUUCCAAACAUCCUCCCACACAGAGUACAUUCCUCUGUCCUUCUCUGGGAAAAGCCUCGUGGUUGCCGGGAUGCACAAAACCAUUCAGCAGAGUCUCAACAGCUCCCGGUGCCCGACUGGAAAAUACGUGGCUCUCCGUUGCACUCGCUGCGGGCAAAGGAUGUCCAGCCGCAUCGUCGGAGGCACCGAAACUCUGGCUAGCAAGUGGCCUUGGCAAGUGAGCCUCCGGUAUGGAUCCACCCACAUCUGCGGAGGCACCAUCAUCGACCCCCUGUGGGUCCUCACAGCCGCCCACUGCUUCUUCAUGAACAACGAGAAGAUCCUGGACGAGUGGCAGGUGCACGCCGGGGCCUCUGACCUCAGCCACUCAGCGGAGGCCAUCCCAGUCUCGCACGUCAUCAUCAACUCCAACUACAGCGAUGAUCACGACUUAAUUCAUGACAUCAGCCUGAUGAAGCUGUCGGUGUCUCUGACUCUUUCAGCUCCAGGGUCUCACUUGCCUGCCUGCCUCCCCAUGUCUGGCCAGAAGUUCCUUCCCGGGAGGACGUGUUCCAUCACGGGGUUUGGGAAGACCAGCGAGAAUGAUGAGAACACCUCCCCGAAGCUACGGGAAGCAGAGGUGAAGAUCAUUGACUACAGGCUCUGCAACAGCCAGAAUGUCUACGAAGGCUACCUGACCCCCCGGAUGAUGUGUGCUGGGUACUUGCAGGGUGGCCGGGAUUCCUGCCAGGGUGACAGUGGGGGUCCUCUGGUCUGCCAGGACAGCAGCCGUUGGUAUGUGGCGGGGGUCACCAGUUGGGGGACCGGCUGCGGCCAGAGGAACAAGCCCGGCGUCUACACUCGGAUCACGAAGCUGCUCAGUUGGAUUCACAGCAAAAUGGAGAGCCAGAGCAACUGACGAGAGGGAGGCUGCCCACCCGCCCACCCCUGCUCCUGGAGAAGGACUCUCCUGCAAGUGGGCCGGCUGCUGUUUCCUGCUCUGGAGAAAGGAGGGGGCCGCCACGCCGGAGGAGGGCCUGUUGUGGCCGUAGCCUCUGGUGAGCCCAAAGGAUGGAUGUUCUGAUGGGGAGAGAGAAGCGCCUUGUCCUUUGCAGCAAACAGGCCUCCCCCAAGACCCGCCUGAGCUCCUUGGACCAGACUGCACUGGCACGAGUGAGCAGAAAUGCUUCUGGAGUGGACACGGAGAGCACCCCCAUGGCAAGGACCCAGGUCUAAGCUGCAGGUGGAGUGACCAGAACUCUGUUGCACUGAAUGGGGGCUCUCUGACAGCCCCCUCACUAUUUCCCAGGAAUGUCCAAGGUCAGAGGGACACAGCCACGUGCCACCCAGGGCCUUGGGCCCUUCACAUCCACGCUUGGACAUGGGCCAGGUACAUGCUUUGGAAGGUACUGCGACUGAGUGCUGCUGCCUGCAGAAUUGCAGCACCCUCUCCCCACCGUCUGGUUCACCUGGCCCUCAGAGGAGCUGCCCUUUUGGCCUGUCAAAGGUGGCUUCCUGGGCUCCUCCUCUCCUCCCUGUCUGCCUUCUCCUGUGUCUGCAUCUUGCCGGAGCACGCCUGCACUGCCAGGCAGUUGCUAGCUGGUGAGUCCUGUGGCUUAAAUUUCAGUGCCAAACUCCAGGGGCAUCUCUCAGCCAAAAUGGACAGCAAGUAAUGUUGCCGCCACAGAACUGCAGGGGGGGGGGGGGGGGGAGACAUGACUGUCAGCAGGAGACCUUGUUGUGUGGUUUUAAAAUAUAUUUAUAUAUAUUUUUCCACUUA